AAAUACUCCGUCACUUGAACGCCACGCGAUCUGUUUGAGUGCACGGCUGUGCAGCGUACUUGUUUGUUUCGGUUGUGCAUCGUGGAAAGCAUCUGGGUACAAGGAGGCAACUGGCACAAAACAAUUAGUCAGUUACAGACCUAAAGGAACCCUACCCAGUGAUGUUUUCUAAAGAACAUCAGUGCAAUGCUGCUUCUCAGACGCUGCCACAGCCUGAGUCGACUUGGCCCUCUCAACACUAAAUGGCAUCAAGUGGCACCUGCCGUGGCAUCGUGUGCCGUUCGUGUCUGGAGCAGCAGCAGCAGCAGCAGCGGUGAGGACCGGAGAUCAUAUUGGCAUGCCCACGGUCCCAGAUGGAGACAUGCUUUGGCAGGACUGCUGGCUGGGACAGGGGCUGUACUGGCUUAUGGCCUCCAUCAACACAAGGCUGAACGGGCAGAUACCUUUGGAGUGCAGACCAUAGAAAAGACCCCAUCUCUUCCCAUCUUCACCCAGGAAGAGGUCGCCAGUCACCGCUCUCUGGAGGACGGCGUGUGGGUCACUUACAAAGGUGAAGUCUUUGACAUCACAGAGUUUGUGGCCAUGCAUCCCGGUGGAGAUAAAAUCUUGCUGGCGGCAGGUGGAGACCUUGAACCCUUUUGGGCGCUGUAUGCUGUCCACAACCAGAAACACGUUGUGGAAAUCCUCUCAGAAUAUAAGGUUGGCGAGCUGAGUGCACAAGACCGGGAGAAGCAGCAGACUGUAAAAUCAUCUGACCCCUACUCAUCAGACCCCAAGCGUCACCCUGUCCUGCGCGUCAACAGUCUCAAGCCUUUCAAUGCUGAGCCGCCUCCUGAACUCCUCACUGACACCUACAUCACCCCGUCUGCUAUCUUUUUCAAAAGAAACCACCUGCCAGUUCCUCAGGUGGACCCGGCUUCUUAUCAACUCCAUGUGGAGGGACUUCCUGGAGGAGUGCUUACACUGUCUUUAGAAGAGCUGAAGGCUCGAUUCCCCAAACACACCAUCACCGCCACCCUGCAGUGUGCCGGUAACCGCCGCUCUGAGAUGAAUGAGGUCAAGCAGGUUAAAGGACUGAACUGGGGCAUCGCUGCCAUCAGUAACGCUACAUGGAGCGGUGCAAGGCUCAGGGAUGUGCUGCUGGCUGCUGGUUAUGGGCCAGAUGUGACCAAGUGGGCUCGCCAUGUUCAGUUUGAAGGACUGGACAAAGACGUGACUGGGACUACCUACGGAUCCUCCAUACCUUUGAACAAGGCCGUUAGCGAGGAAGGUGAUGUCCUGCUGGCUUAUGAAAUGAACGGCGAGGAUCUCCCUGCCGACCACGGCUACCCUGUUCGCGUUGUAGUACCAGGAACAGUGGGUGCACGCAAUGUUAAAUGGCUGGGGAAGAUAAUAGUGAGUGCAGAGGAGAGCAGCAGCCACUGGCAGCAGAAUGACUACAAGGGCUUCUCCCCUGGGACUGACUGGGACACAGUGGACUUCAAGUCUGCUCCAGCCAUCCAGGAGCUUCCCAUUCAGUCAGCAAUCACCACUCCAGCAGAUGGUGCUGUGGUCGAUCGCAGCAGUGAAGAGGUGACAGUGAAGGGUUACGCCUGGAGUGGUGGUGGCAGAGAGGUGGUACGAGUAGACGUCUCUUUGGAUGGAGGAAAGACGUGGCAGGUGGCCCAGCUAAAGGGCAGCGAGAAGGGACAAGCCCCUGAACCAUCGCCUCCACCGGGACAAGCCUGGGCAUGGAAGCUGUGGGAGCUAACGACGCCUCUUCCUCCUGAGACUCAGGAGCUGGAGAUAGUUUGCAAAGCAGUUGACAACAGUUACAACAUGCAGCCGGAUACAGUUUCUCCCAUCUGGAACCUGAGGGGCGUCCUCAGCAACGCCUGGCACAGAGUGAAGGUGAAGAUCAGAGAGGAUGAGACCAAGGAAUAGACUCUGCUGUUUUAUCCACAUUCCUAAAGGUUCACAGGUGAAACAGAGUCAUCAGAGAGGACGUUGUUUUAAAUCUGACGCUCAGCAGGAAAAGCUAACACAACUGUUUGAAGCGUAGGGACAAAUACAGCAGCUUUUUGAUGCACUGCCAUGAUGUAUUUAAGCACUCAUAUUGCCUAUGAGAUUUGAAGUUUUUCCAGUACUGCAUAGCCAGCAUAAAGCUAAAGGCUGGAAAUAUUAAAACCAAAAAUAUUUCCAGUUUUUGUGAGGUGAUCUUAAGUGAGCAUGUGAUUCCGUUAAUUCUGUAGAGAAAUGGGGCUUUUAUUUUUGUAAUCAGUACUGACAUUUUUAAUGUGGGAGAAGUUUGCAUAUGAAUAUGGAAAGAGUUGAAUUACUUAACAGAUAUUAUAAUGUAAAAUCAUUAUUUUAAAUAAUACUAUAAAAUUGUAAAGGGGGUGUUAUUAAAGGUGGUAUUAUUAUUAUUAAGUUUAUUAGUAGUCACUAGUUUAAAUGAAGUUGCAUGGAGCAUUCAUUUCACUUUAGAGAAAACAACUGGAAUUUACCAUGACUGGAUUGAAGUUGGAAGUUUUAAAAUAUUGGGAACUUUUUUUUCUCUGUAUACAAGAAAAUAAUACUUUUUCUGGGAGAAGUUUGAGCAGCUGAGGUGAACUUCCUAACUGUUUCAAAGUCAGCAUGAAGCAUCACACCUAAGUGUGGAGAUCUCACUAAAGUUAGCUGUGUUUAUGCAGCAACACUACAGCAUAUUGCAGUGGCCUGGACAUUUCUUGAUCACAGUUUUGACCUCUGUGCGGGUGCAUAUAGGAAGGAUUUAGGAUUUCUAGAAAGAUGGGUGAGUGUUGGUUUCUUCUUGAGAAGAGAGUGAGAGUAAAAGGAAAUGUGUCAACCUAAAUAUUGUCAAUUUUAAAAGCUUGUUUGAUCUUGAAUGAACGCACAACCUCUUCAAAACCAUGUUUUUAAGGGUCUUUGAAAUUGAAAUUGAGUUCUAUUAAUGUUAAUUCAUAGGAGUCAUUUUGUCAAAGGUGCUGAAUUCCUUUGAUCAGCUCUUGCAUUAUACUGUGUAUUGUGUAAAAUGGGCAUUAUCGUUGAGAUGAUGAAUAAAGAGCUCUAAUUUUACUCUGAAA
Molecule: messenger RNA, 3065 nt
Organism: Scatophagus argus
Lineage: Eukaryota; Metazoa; Chordata; Actinopteri; Scatophagidae
Gene: suox
Product: sulfite oxidase
Exons: 6
Coding region: 187-1923 (578 amino acids)
Cellular component (GO): mitochondrion
Molecular function (GO): molybdenum ion binding; oxidoreductase activity; heme binding
Source: RefSeq, a predicted model, not a curated record